AUGUUUUUGGAAAGGCUUGAGAGGUGUCGUGACUCAGCAACAAAACGAUUACAAAAGCUGAAAAAUUUGGAUAUGGAUACAGCAAUAACUACUACACCAAUAUUGUAUAAUAUUGAGGAAUCAAUAAUAAAACAAAUGGAUUAUAUUAUAGAACGUCGUUAUCAUAUUGAUCAAGCUGAAUUAAUUAUAGCUCAUGCAUUACGUGGUGAAGAAGAAGAUAUAAAUAUAUUGAAAUAUAUUAGCGAACGUAAACAUUCCUGUCAAUUAUGUCCAAGGCGAUUUAAUGCAUUAGUUCUUCGUAGCAUGAGACGAUCAUCACCAUUAUAUAAUUAUUAUGUUAAACAAUAUAGUGAACGUUAUAUUGGAGAAAUUAAAUAUUCUCAAUAUCCAUCAGAUUAUAUAGGACGUUUAUUACGUGAUACAAAUUGUGUAUUAACAAAUAGUUUUAAACAUCAACAGUCAAAACACAAACCAAAAAACAACAAUGGCAAGGCCAAUACCAAUGACAAUGCCAAUGCCAAUGACAAUGAUAAUGAUAAUGACAAUGAUAAUGACAAUGACAAUGAUAAUUCAACUGACGUUGAACCAAUUCAAUUUGUCAAAUUUGAAAUAGCACGACAAUUAAUUGAACAUAAUCAUCAACAAUUACAAAUGAAUAUAGAUCAAAAUAUUGAAUGUCCUAUUUGUUUUGAAAUUCAAAAGCAAUUAGAACCAUUACAUAAUGAUAUAAGACAUUCAAUAUGUAAUCAAUGUCGAAUAAACCUGGAUAUAUGUCCAUUUUGCCGACGAAAAUUAUAA
Didymodactylos carnosus is the source of this 798-nucleotide messenger RNA. The record is from the annotation of a GenBank genome assembly. Lineage: Eukaryota; Metazoa; Rotifera; Eurotatoria; Philodinida; Philodinidae.